AUGGAAUAUAAUUCAGCACCUCCGGGCCAUUGCCAGGACAAGAAGGUCAUGACGAGCAACUUAUCAGUCACGUACACAUGUGGUUGUGUGCUUCCUAGCGUUUGUUCUGAAUGUGGAUUUCCAACAUCAACUAGUACAAAAAACAUACCCUCGAACCCCGUACCGGCUACCAGGGUCAAAAAUUCAAUUAUCACAUCAACGAAGGACCAGCCAGGGCCCUUUACCCACAAGCUUCGGCCGCGAUCGGAAGUCGGUACAGUGUGUGUGGCUGGAGCAACUCUAUCCAGCCUUAUUCUCUCACUUAAGACACUGGACGCCUGUAAGAAGAGUCGCGGGUGGUUCGUUGACGGUUGCAAUAUGGAAGAGUCAACUCCAGGUAAACUUGUACCCCAAUGGCUUGAUAAUGGACUAAAGCAAACGGGUAUACUUUUCGAGGAAGGAAUGGUUACAGCCCGCACCCAUGGCAUCUGCAUAGAUUGCGGGGAUAUCGUGAAGGCCGCUGCCAAACGCUCUGAAACGAUGAUCAGCGCCCUGAAGGCCCCAUAUGUUGGGUGCGCCACUGCGGCGAACGUGAUUGAGCUGGGACGAAUUCUCGCACGGUGCCGCUGUGACCAUGGGGUGGACCCCGUUGCGGAUGCCGCAGCUAAGAUCAACAACAAAGUCCCAAAGCAGCCCGCUUCUGUGAAGCCAUUCAUCUCAUAUCUUGGGGGUCAAGAUGCUUGGGAAGCGGCUAGUACAUCCGUUAAUACACUCGUUGGUUGGCGCGUGAAUGCAUGUUUUGGUGGCUAUGUAAGCGACUCUUUGGCUCUGGGCAUAACGAUGUCGAGCAUAAUCGACGUUCAUCUCGACUCGCUUUCUGACCGCAUGAUGGUCGACUAUGCGGCACCACUUCGCGAUGAUACGGGGCGCCGCGAAUACGGGGCGCUUAUUGACUACCACCAUGCGUUCGUCGAGAUUAGCCUGUGGAGAAGCCACAUCCAGAAACUUACUGCAGACACCGUCAGGUCGAUCGGUGAUAUACCUGCAUAUACAUUCUUCGGUGACGAUGCAACUUUAAGACUAGUCGAGCUUGUGGGUGUAACCGAGCAUGGAGCAGGAACAACUGCUGGCCUUCGCAAUGCGAUUUACGUCCCAUGGAUUAUCGACCUGGCUGACGGUGUCUUCAUGAAUUCUAUCACUGAUAUGGGCCAGGAGGUUGAUCUGCAUGAGCUGGGGGUGUUCUCCUACGACCUAGGACCGCAUAAUAGACGCGCCAUAUGCAGGCGGAUCUCUGCCCAGGUUGCCGCAGCUACUCAGGCUGGUGAUAUACGCUACCCCGGGCUUAUCGUCGCAAAUUACAUGUACUCUAUUGUGGAUGAACGCCACAAUUACAGAAAGCGCCUCACCGAUGCUCUACGCUCCUACAUUGAAGCUUCCAAGCAGCUAAGUGGUGCGGCCAGCUUGACCGUGGUACAACCCUCGAGGCAAGGCCCCAAUAGCAAAGCAUGUUGCGAGCUUGUAGAUGCUGUUCGUAACUAUGUUUCUGACAAUUGGCUACAUGGCAAGAAUCCGAAUAUCGUGGCAGAGAUCACGCAGGCAUUCAUUUCCAGAUUCUAUGAUCAGACACUACCAGACCUGCCAACUGGACAGCUCGUGGAGCCAAUCGUCGUUGAAGCAAUUGCGACGCACGCGAUUUUGCCCGUUCUCUGCGCGUAUGGGCUUCUGGAGGAACAGAAAUAUGAUGAAGUUGGCGUACUAACAGAGCAGCCGCUUCUAUACAAAGCAUGUUUAGCUGAUGAUGUGGAAGCGAUAUCAAAGGUUGGAUCAUGGGUUUGGUAUGCUGUGUCUCACGCGUGGUUUGGCGCGUUUGCCUACCAGGACUAUGCAUCGGGAAUAGUCAUAGCUCCAGAAUGGGACUGUGGGUUCGAGGUGCAAACAUUGCCAGGUUUGAUGCAUGAAAAAGUAUGA
Aspergillus luchuensis is the source of this 1947-nucleotide messenger RNA. RefSeq lists its product as uncharacterized. The record is from RefSeq and is a predicted model, not a curated record. The coding region runs from base 1 to 1947 and encodes 648 amino acids. NCBI's taxonomy places the organism in Eukaryota, Fungi, Ascomycota, Eurotiomycetes, Eurotiales, Aspergillaceae. The transcript has a single exon.